Molecule: messenger RNA, 1869 nt
Organism: Botrytis fragariae
Lineage: Eukaryota; Fungi; Ascomycota; Leotiomycetes; Helotiales; Sclerotiniaceae
Product: putative methylenetetrahydrofolate reductase protein
Exons: 2
Coding region: 1-1869 (622 amino acids)
Biological process (GO): tetrahydrofolate interconversion
Cellular component (GO): cytosol
Molecular function (GO): FAD binding; methylenetetrahydrofolate reductase [NAD(P)H] activity
Source: RefSeq, a predicted model, not a curated record
AUGCACAUCAAAGACAUGCUCUCGGAGGCCGAAAGGUCGGGCAACCCCUCUUUCUCUUUCGAAUUUUUCCCACCAAAAACUGCUCAAGGUGUACAAAAUCUUUACGAUCGUAUGGACCGCAUGCAUGGGUUAGGACCUAGUUUCAUUGAUAUUACCUGGGGUGCAGGUGGCCGUCUCGCUCAGUUGACCUGUGAGAUGGUAGGAGUGGCUCAAUCGCAAUAUGGAUUAGAAACUUGCAUGCAUUUAACUUGUACCGACAUGGGAAAAGAGAAGGUCGAUGAAGCUCUCAGAAAUGCCUACAAAGCUGGGUGCACGAACAUUCUUGCUCUCAGAGGAGAUCCGCCAAGAGAAAAGGAGAAGUGGGAGGCAACUGAAGGAGGAUUCCAAUAUGCGAAAGAUCUUGUUCACCAUAUUCGUCAAACAUAUGGCAAUCAUUUUGACAUUGGAGUUGCUGGAUAUCCUGAGGGUUGCGAUGACCAGGAUGAUGAAGAUCUGUUAUUGGAUCAUUUGAAGGAGAAAGUUGAUGCGGGUGCCACUUUUAUUGUCACACAAAUGUUCUAUGAUGUCGACAAUUUCAUCGAUUGGUUGGGAAAAGUCAAAGCAAGAGGUGUCAACGUUCCUGUCAUCCCAGGAAUUAUGCCCAUUAACACAUACGCAAGUUUCCUUCGAAGAUGUAACCAUAUGGGUUGCAAGAUCCCACCAAAGUGGAGUGCAGCUCUCGAAGAGGUCAAGAAUGAUGAUGCCGCUGUGCGAAACAUAGGAAAAGAUCUAGUUGCUGAGAUGUGUCGUCGAAUUCUUGAAGCUGGAGUACAUCAUCUACAUUUCUACACCAUGAAUUUAGCUCAGGCAACUCGUAUGGUGCUCGACGAACUUCGUUUGACUCCAUCAAACCAACGUCCAUUGAAGCAUGCACUUCCAUGGAGACAAUCUCUUGGCCUUGGUCGUAGAGAGGAAGACGUCCGUCCAAUUUUCUGGAAAAACCGAAACAAGUCUUAUGUAGCUAGAACCCAGGACUGGGAUGAAUUCCCCAACGGUAGAUGGGGAGACUCGAGAUCUCCUGCUUUCGGUGAAUUGGAUGCUUAUGGAAUCGGGUUGAAGGGCAGCAAUGAACAGAACAUUAAGCUCUGGGGUCAACCUAAGUCUAUUAAAGACAUCGCGGAACUCUUCGUCAGUUACCUUGAAAACAGCAUAGAAAGUCUUCCUUGGAGUGAAGCUCCAAUCUCAAGCGAAGCAGAUACCAUUAAGUCUGAUUUGAUUGAGCUCAAUCGACGUGGAUUUCUUACCAUAAACUCUCAGCCUGCUGUUGAUGGUGUCAAGUCAUCUGAUCCUGUUUAUGGUUGGGGACCUACCAAUGGUUAUGUCUACCAGAAAGCUUAUUUGGAACUUUUGGUCGCUCCUGAUAUGAUGCCAGAGUUAGUGCGUCGUAUUCAGCACGAACCCGAUCUGACUUACUAUGCUGUCAAGAAGACCGGAGAUGUGCAAACAAACGCACAAAGUGAUGGACCAAAUGCUGUCACUUGGGGAGUAUUCCCUGGUAAGGAGAUUGUUCAACCUACUAUUGUCGAGACUAUUAGUUUCUUGGCAUGGAAAGAUGAGGCAUUCCGUCUGGGAACAGACUGGGCUCAUUGCCAUUCUGCACUUAGCCCAAGUCGUGGACUCAUUGAAUCCAUUAUGGAUUCAUGGUAUCUUGUCAAUAUUGUUCAUAACGACUUCCAUAAGUCACAUGGGCUCUUCCCACUUUUCGAUGGGCUCACUGUAAAGAAUCUCAACGAAUCUUUCGAAACCUCCGAGAAUGGUGACGUUGAUGGUGUACGAUUUAUCGAACCCCAAACCGUCCCACUGACAAACGGAGAGGCCAAUGGCCAUUAA